Dicentrarchus labrax (European seabass) is the source of this 1683-nucleotide messenger RNA. It is a transcript of the gene necap2, whose product is annotated as NECAP endocytosis associated 2. Gene Ontology annotation, cellular component: clathrin vesicle coat; membrane. Lineage: Eukaryota; Metazoa; Chordata; Actinopteri; Moronidae. The record is from RefSeq and is a predicted model, not a curated record. Gene Ontology annotation, biological process: endocytosis. The coding region runs from base 74 to 838 and encodes 254 amino acids. The transcript is spliced from 8 exons.
CGGCCGGUUAAACUCCAGCCGAGGUGUCCAUUGAGAGUCGGAAGUUGGGUUUGAGUUAGUGAAACUUGACAAAAUGGCAGAAGAUAACAGUUAUGAGUCGAUGCUCUGCGUGAAGCCCGAGGUCCACGUCUACCGGAUCCCUCCGCGUGCUUCCAACCGCGGAUAUCGUGCUGCUGACUGGAAGCUGGAUGAACCUGCGUGGAGUGGCAGGAUGAAAAUCACCGCUAAAGGCAAGAUGGCCUACAUUAAGUUAGAGGACAGAAACACAGGAGAGUUGUUUGCCCAAGCUCCAGUCGAACAGUACCCAGGGUGUGUAGUUGAAUCUGUCACAGACUCCAGCAGGUAUUUUGUGAUCCGGAUAGAGGAUGGAAAUGGACGUCAUGCGUUUAUCGGUCUGGGUUUUGCUGAUCGCGGAGACUCAUUUGACUUCAACGUAGCUUUACAAGAUCAUUUUAAGUGGGUGAAGCAGGAGGGUGAGCUCGCCAAAAUGGAAGCUUCUGAGAGCACAGCACCUAAACUGGACCUCAGCUUCAAAGAGGGACAGACUAUUAAGAUCAGCAUUGGGAACAUCAAGAAGAAGGAAGCAGGCGCCAAAGCACGGCCCAUGGGUGGCGGCCUGCUCCCACCUCCUCCAGGUGCAAAGGCUGGAGGAGUCAUACCUCCUCCCGGGGGACAACAGACUGACUCAGCUGAACCGACCAACACUGCUGCUCUUUUUGACUUUGGGUCCCCCGUCCCUGCAGCCCAACCCAGCUCUGACAUGUGGGGAGAUUUCACAUCCGCAGGUUCCAACUCCAGUAAAGAUGCUGUCAAAUCAGGAUGGGUGCAGUUUAGUUGAGUUGUGAGAAACCGUGCACACACUCAGGUUGCAUACAUUCCAUGGACAGGACGAUUGUGGAAACAAAAGAAAAUUAAAAAGAAAGGAACUGUUAGCAAACUUGACCGGCUCAUUCACUGCACCUGUUCUUUAAAGAAUCUGUUCACAUAAACUAAAGCCCGCUGACCAACACUCUCUGGAGGAACAAACAGUGAAAUGUAUAUAUUUUUUACAAUCCUAUUCAUAUGCAGUGGGGGGGGGGUCUUUCUUUCCUUUUCACUGUUAAUCUGUCCAGAAAUCAGAUUUGUGUCCCUUUUUAUUCUCGUCUUUACAGCACAAUGCAUUUGUUUUCCUGCUCCGAUCAUGCAGUUAUCUCAUUACACCAGCACCACUCAUCUCAAGGUUGUUUUUUAUCAUUUGGAAAAAGGUAAAUGGUUUACCUACUGAAGUAUCCAUAUUUUUUUGCUGUAUACCAGUAUGUGUGUGUUGUUUCUGUUUCCUAGUAUUUUUAGGAGAUCUUGCAAAGCUAUAUUGAUAUUUGAUUAUUAGUUUUACAUUACACCUCUUUAGCCUUCAUGAAAAGAUACAAGAUUUUUUUUAAAUCACGUUGUUGAAUAAAAAAGUCAUGAUUGCCAUUUUGUCUUUCGUUCAGUUUAAAAAUGUUUUUUUUUUUUGGGUUUAUUCAUGUUUGUCUUUGUGUCCGACCUUCAUGUGUCUUCGCCUCGUGUGUUGUUGCUUUUUUUUAAAUGUGCCUUUUACCAAAUUGAAACUUCCUUCCUUGUUGCUAAUUUGCAUUGAGUAUUUGAUUAAGUGCCUUUCUGAAAAAGAUCUCUUCUUGUCUUCUUGUAAAUAAACAGUAUAUUUCA